AUGGGGCGGGGGGCGGGCGAUCAAUUGGCACAAGGCGGGAAUGCGCCAGGCGCCCGAGUGAAAGUAGAGGCAGGCCGGCGACGAAUAGCGAGUCGAGGGGGCGGGGCCUGGGCCCGGGACGGACGAGGGCAACAAAGACGGGGGGGCGGAUACAGGGGUGACGGCAGCAAAGGGGGCGGGCUAGCGGUGCCAAAGACAGGAGGGCCACCAGGGCCGAGGCCGUGGGAAAGAAGGGAAGCGCAGGGUGGGGGGUCCAGGGAGCGUGGCAGGAGAGACAGGGAAGAAACGGGGGAGGCCAAGCGGGCCAAGGGCGGCGGGGAAGGCGUAACUGCGCCAAGACCAGGACGGAUGGCGGUACGACAAGCGAGGUGGAGGGGGGAAGCCAGGAAAACCGACGAUGCAACGAGGAGCGGCAAGGAGUGCGGUGGAUGCAAAGACGGGACAGGGCGUGCACGGUGGCGGGGUGCGGACCGGGCAGCGGGCCAAGAAUCGACGGGGAACGCCAGCCAGCAGCGUGGGAGUGGACGGGAAGGGGGCCAGUACGGGGACCGUGAUAGGGGGGGGGCGACGGAGAGGGCGCGAGGAGUGGAGGGCCAGUAG
Molecule: messenger RNA, 600 nt
Organism: Sitophilus oryzae (rice weevil)
Lineage: Eukaryota; Metazoa; Arthropoda; Insecta; Coleoptera; Curculionidae
Product: RNA-binding protein cabeza-like
Exons: 1
Coding region: 1-600 (199 amino acids)
Source: RefSeq, a predicted model, not a curated record